Messenger RNA from Solanum dulcamara, 1669 nucleotides. Its product is annotated as NEDD8-activating enzyme E1 catalytic subunit. Gene Ontology annotation, molecular function: NEDD8 activating enzyme activity. The transcript is spliced from 9 exons. Lineage: Eukaryota; Viridiplantae; Streptophyta; Magnoliopsida; Solanales; Solanaceae. The record is from RefSeq and is a predicted model, not a curated record. Gene Ontology annotation, biological process: protein neddylation. The coding region runs from base 94 to 1440 and encodes 448 amino acids. Gene Ontology annotation, cellular component: nucleus; cytoplasm.
UUCCCCCACAAGUGCUUAAUCCUACUUGCAAUAAGGGGAAGUGCGAAGCGGAAACUCCUGCGUAAGGUCGAAGCUAGUAGGUCGAACUCAUCAAUGGCGAAUUCAACAUCACAAAGCAGAUCAAGGGACCUCGAUAAACUCCUUCUCCGGCCCGGAAAUCUCGUCGGCCCGACCUUCGAGGCCGGUGCUCAGUUGAGAGAUGAUAUAAAGGAGUGCGUAAGAGUGUUGGUGAUAGGUGCUGGUGGAUUAGGUUGCGAAUUGCUUAAGGAUUUGGCUUUCUCUGGUUUUCGUAACCUUGAGGUUAUUGAUAUGGACCGAAUUGAAGUUACCAAUCUUAAUCGCCAAUUCCUGUUCAGACUUGGAGAUGUGGGGAAACCAAAGGCAGAAGUUGCUGCAAAAAGAGUGAUGGAGAGAAUCAGUGGUGUAGAUAUCAAGCCACAUUUCUGUCGGAUUGAGGACAAACCUAUAAGCUUCUACAAUGAUUUCCAUAUUAUUGUUCUUGGUCUUGAUUCUAUUGAGGCUCGAAGCUAUAUAAAUUCUGUUGCUUGCAGCUUUCUAGAGUACGAUUCUGAUGACAACCCACAGGAAGAGUCAAUUAAACCUAUGGUUGAUGGUGGGACUGAAGGAUUCAAGGGUCAUGCAAGGAUUAUAAUGCCAGGUGUCACCCCCUGCUUUGAGUGUACAAUAUGGCUCUUUCCCCCACAAGUGAAGUUUCCCUUGUGUACUCUUGCUGAAACUCCUAGAACUGCUGCUCACUGCAUUGAGUAUGCACAUUUAAUCAAAUGGGAUGAGGCUCAUAGUGGCAAAACAUUUGAUCCAGAUGAUCCUGAACACAUGCAAUGGGUGUAUUCAGAGGCUGUUAAAAGAGCAGAGCUCUUUGGAAUUCCAGGAGUUACCUAUUCCUUGACCCAGGGUGUGGUUAAAAAUAUCAUACCUGCUAUAGCGUCCACCAAUGCUAUAAUUUCUGCUGCCUGUGCUUUGGAGACCUUGAAGGUUGUCUCUGGAUGUAGCAAAACAUUAACAAAUUACUUAACGUACAAUGGAGUUGAAGGUCUGCACACCAAAGUGACCGAGUUUGUGAGGGACAAAGAUUGUCUUGUUUGUGGUCCUGGUGUUCUUAUUGAGCUAGAAGCUUCAGUUACUCUUAAAAAGUUCAUUGAUCUCCUUGAAGAUCACCCUAAGCUACUAUUAACUAGAGUAAGUGUGACGUAUCGAGGGAAGAAUCUAUACAUGCAAGCACCUCCAGUAUUAGAAGAAAUGACUCGAUCUAAUUUGGAUUUACCAUUGUUUGAGCUUAUGGGUAAAACUUCAAGGGACAUCGUUCAUGUUACUGGUGCAGCGGGGAAAGGAGAUAAAAAGCAGUCAUGUUCUAGGAAAUUACGUGUUGUUUUCAAGGGAAUGAUUGGAGUUACAGAUAUGGACAUGGCUGGUGGGGCUUAAUUUUCAGUCACUUAUCAGCGUCUUAUUUGUUCCUGGUAAGCACUUUUAGGAGAAUAGCUUCUUUUUCUCCUCUAAUUUUUCUCUCGUGUAACAUGAGUAAACUGCAGUAGCAGACGAGGUUGAUAGGAAAUGCCUCCAUUUUUGUAACUCUCUUUCUUUACUUGUCACGUGGACGUGAAAAUUGGUGAAUUUAUUUCCAACAUGUGAAAUGAAAUGAGUGAGUUAUACA